AUGGGCAAAUGGCGUUAUGGUGUCGUCCUGGACGCAGGAUCGUCUGGGACCCGCGUACACGUUUACCGAUGGCUGCGAAAUGCCGCCGCACGAAAGAAAGCCGACGUCGAGGAGCUGAAAUCACUCCCGGAGAUCAAAACGAAGGAGGAGUGGACCAAGAAGAUUCGCCCUGGUGUUUCCUCGUUCGCCGACAAGCCCGAAUUGGUCGGAUCUGAUCACUUGGCCGAACUUUUGGAUCACGCGAAGGGAAUCAUACCCGCUGAGGAUGCUAAGGAUACUCCUAUCUUUCUCCUCGCCACGGCUGGCAUGCGACUGGUAGGAAACGUGGAGCGACAAAUUCUCCUCGACAACAUCUGCUCGUACGCUCGCGACAAUUCGAAUUUCCUACUUCCGGACUGCGGCGUUCACAUCCAGGUGAUUCCGGGUGUGACCGAGGGACUUUAUGGAUGGAUUGCGACAAAUUACCUGAUGGGUGCUUUUGACACCCCGGACAAGCACGACCACGGGAAAGGACAUCACACUUACGGAUUCCUCGAUAUGGGUGGUGCGUCAGCGCAGAUUGCGUUCGCCCCGAACACCACAGAGACGGAGAAGCAUGGCAACGACCUCAAGCUACUGCGACUGCGCAAUGUGGAUGGAUCCGUCCAGGAGCACAGAGUGUUUGUUACGUCAUGGCUUGAAUUCGGCGUGCAUGAAGCCCGGAGACGCUACUUGGAGGCUUUGCAAACUACCGCGGGACCGGGGAUUUUGGAAUUACCGGACCCGUGCCUUCCUAGUGGACUGCGGACUACUUUGGACGGGAAGGAUGUGGCAUUGCAGAGUGAGGCAGACCCUUAUUUGCUAGGUACAGGCAAAUUCGACGAGUGUCUACGUCAAACGUUUCCCUUAUUGGACAAGGAUGCACCCUGCACAGACGAACCCUGCCUGUUACACGGGAUGCAUGUUCCAGCUAUCGACUUUGAUGUGAAUCACUUUAUCGGAAUCAGCGAGUACUGGCAUACCACCCACGAGAUCUUUGAGAUGGGAUUCAAGGACAAGGCCUACGACUUCAACACCUACCAAGAACGCGUUCAACUAUUCUGUUCCCAGGACUGGGACUCGGUUGAAAAGGGAAUCCAAGCACAAAAGUGGGGCAAGAAGGUUGACCAGCAGAAGGCCGCUGAGGUAUGCUUUAAGGCAUCAUGGAUCAUUAAUAUGUUACAUGAUGGCAUUGGGGUUCCUCGGGUCGGUUUGGAAGAAACGCCGAGCUCAUCCCACAACGGCACCAAAGAGGUUCUGGCUCACGGGAAAGAAAAGGGUUAUCUUGACGCCUUCCAAGCAGUCAACAAGAUUGACUCGACCGAAGUGAGCUGGACUCUGGGAAAGAUCGUCUUGUACGCAUCUUCCCAAGUGCCCGUGGAAGUCGAAGAAGCCCUUCCAGUUGGUUUUGGCAGCAAUGUCCCUGGGAUACCAAAUGACUUCCAAUACCCAAGUGCUCAGUUAUUACCCGACUCGGAUGGCGUUCACAGCGAACAUUGGCACGACGCACUUUUCGACGGCGAUUCACCGCGCCGAGUGCCAGGCUUCAUUUUAUUCAUGCUGAUCAUCGUCAUGGUCGGAUUUUUCCUAUGUGGUCGCAGCCGUCGUUCAAGAAUCUUCAACCGUGUUAGUAAUGUGCUGCGCCGCGGUGGACCCUCCCAUCCCAAUCACCCGAAGAAACGGAAGGGACUCAAGGCGAUGCUACCAUUCCUGAGCCGCAGUGCGCCCUCCUACGAGCGUGUCCUCGAAGAUGGAGCCCAAGACUUCGAGCUCGGCGUAACUGAUUCCGAUGGGAGUGAAGAUGGUGGACGCCUCUCCGAAACAGACUCAGCCAGACUGGGACCUCCGAAACGAGCAUCCAGCUGGGGAAGUAACAGCAAUACCCCAAGCUUCAAAUACGCGUUAGACAACAGUUCUACAGGGACGAUUGGACUUGGAAUCAGUGGUGGAGGUUCGGGCAUUGCCAUGGACCGCGCCGGCUUGGUCGUCCGGACCGAAAGCAGGGACCAUUUGGCCCCGGUAGCUUUGGGCCCCACCACCAACGGUCGACGAUCUCGCGCGGGCAGUCCGACCAGAUCCCUCCACCAAAAAUCACCAAGCAUGACGCCCCUUGCCGACGACUAA
This is a messenger RNA of Penicillium olsonii, 2142 nucleotides long. The record is from the annotation of a GenBank genome assembly. NCBI's taxonomy places the organism in Eukaryota, Fungi, Ascomycota, Eurotiomycetes, Eurotiales, Aspergillaceae.